Fragaria vesca subsp. vesca is the source of this 866-nucleotide messenger RNA. RefSeq lists its product as uncharacterized. Bases 14 to 700 code for a protein of 228 amino acids. The record is from RefSeq and is a predicted model, not a curated record. The transcript has 6 exons. NCBI's taxonomy places the organism in Eukaryota, Viridiplantae, Streptophyta, Magnoliopsida, Rosales, Rosaceae.
GGGGGCGUUGUAAAUGGCGGAGACGACGUCGUUUGGGAGGAACAGGUACUGGAUACUGAGGCACGGCAAGAGCAUUCCUAAUGAGAAAGGCUUAAUCGUCUCCUCCAUGGAAAAUGGGACGCGCCCGGAGUAUCAAUUGGCACCGGAGGGUGUUAAUCAGGCAAAACUGGCCGGAGAGUUGUUCCGAAAGGUCCUUGAGGAAAAUAAUGUGCCGAUUGAGAAUGUUCGCAUUUGCUACUCUCCAUUUUCGAGAACAAGACAGACUGCGCAAGUUGUUGCAUCUGUCUUGAAUAUUCAGUUUGAAGGUGCUCAAUGUAAGGUGAUGGAAAACCUCCGCGAACGUUUCUUUGGUCCUUCCUAUGAGCUCAAGUCACAUGAUAAAUAUAACGAAGUAUGGGCUAUUGAUGAGAAAGAUCCACUCAUGAAGCCAGAAGGAGGAGAAAGUGUCCAUGAUGUUGCAUCUAGAAUUGUAGAGGCUGUGGCAAACAUGGAAUCGCAAUUUCAAGGGUGCACAGUCUUAGUUGUUAGUCAUGGCGAUACCUUACAAAUCUUGCAAACAAUAUUGAAUGCUGCUAAGGCUGAUGCAGGAUCCACCUAUGAUGACUUGACUUCAAGAAUGCAAGCAGUAAGAACCCCUUCCAUCUUGUCAGAGCACCGGAAAUUUUCCUUGCUUACUGCAGAGCUUCGGCCAAUUCUAUGAAUAUUACAUCAUUCUAACAAAGCGUCCAGGUCUAAGCACAUAUAAAUGUUCGUAAUGACAAUAGGCACCUGUCAAUUUUAUAGUUGCUAUUAUGAGUUCAAUUAUUUGAUACUGUUAUAUUUCAUAAUGCAACGCUCUUCCAACCUUCACUAUUCUGCUCUGGACU